Eutrema salsugineum is the source of this 1479-nucleotide messenger RNA. Its product is annotated as probable sugar phosphate/phosphate translocator At1g12500. NCBI's taxonomy places the organism in Eukaryota, Viridiplantae, Streptophyta, Magnoliopsida, Brassicales, Brassicaceae. The transcript has 2 exons. The record is from RefSeq and is a predicted model, not a curated record. The coding region runs from base 99 to 1184 and encodes 361 amino acids. Gene Ontology annotation, molecular function: antiporter activity. Gene Ontology annotation, cellular component: Golgi apparatus.
AACCCCAACAAAGAUACAAAAAAAAAACAAAAACUUUUUCUCUCUAGAAGAAGAAAGAGAGAAACUUUCCUAUUACCAUUUUACCCCUAACAUAAAAAAUGGUAGAAGCUCAAUCAUGGACGACGCGGCGGAUGAGCAAUCCGAGAUUCGACGCCGCCGCAACCGCCGCACCAACAGUCGUCGACAUCCCCGAAACACCUCCACACUCUUCCUCUUCAUCCACCGGAAAAUCCUUCUUCCUCUCCUCACCCACCGUAUCUCCGACCAUUCUCACGGCGGCGAUAAUCGCCGCCUGGUUCGGCUCCAACAUAGGAGUCCUCCUCCUUAACAAAUACCUCCUCUUCUACUACGGUUUCCGCUACCCAAUCUUCCUUACCAUGACUCACAUGCUCUCCUGCGCCGCCUACAGCUCCGCCGUCAUCAACAUCGCCGGCAUCGUGCCACGUCAGCACAUACUCUCCCGCCGUCAGUUUUUGAAGAUCCUCUCUCUCUCGGCGAUCUUUUGCCUCUCCGUCGUCUGCGGCAACACUUCGCUCCGUUACAUCCCCGUCUCUUUUAACCAAGCGAUCGGAGCAACGACGCCUUUCUUCACCGCCGUGUUCUCUUUCCUCAUCACCUGUAAAACUGAAUCCACCGAAGUUUACUUAGCUCUCCUUCCCGUCGUCUCCGGCAUAGUCCUCGCUUCUAACUCCGAACCUUCUUUUCAUCUCUUUGGUUUCUUAAUCUGCGUCGCUUCCACCGCCGGUAGAGCUCUUAAAUCCGUCGUCCAGGGGAUUAUUCUGACGUCUGAAUCGGAGAAGCUACAUUCAAUGAAUCUUCUGCUCUACAUGGCUCCAAUGGCGGCUUGUAUCUUAUUACCAUUUACACUCUACAUCGAAGGAAACGUAUUGAGAAUCUUAAUCGAGAAGGCGAGGACUGAUCCAUUGAUCAUCUUCUUGCUCGCCGGGAAUGCGACGGUGGCGUAUUUAGUAAAUUUGACGAAUUUCUUGGUGACAAAGCACACGAGUGCUCUGACUCUGCAGGUUUUAGGCAACGGAAAAGCCGCCGUGGCCGCCGGAGUAUCGGUUCUGAUAUUUAGGAAUCCGGUGACGGUGAUGGGAGUUGCCGGUUUCGGCGUCACGAUUAUGGGUGUGGUUCUCUAUAGCGAAGCUAGGAAGAGAUCCAAGUUGCUUAACCAGAAGUGAAAAAGUGAGUAAAGAAAGCUGGAUUAAACCGGUGAAGUGAUUUAUACACGUUUUAUUUUAUUAUUUUUCGGUUUAGUUUCUUGAUUCUUUGGAAUUCUGCUAUUGUUUUGAACCGGUUUGGUUCGGUUUGAGAGGGGGAAAAAUCAAUUUAAUUGUAAAUGGUUGAGAUUGAUUGGGGGAAAACUAUGAGAUGAAAAAAGGGGAUAUAUAUAUAUAUAUAUAAUCAUACAUAUGUAACAAAAGUGAAAAAGGUAGGGGGCAGAAUUAAAAGAAAUAAGAUUGUAUUCUUUCUUUA